AUGCCUUCAGUCAAUGCCCCCUCCACAAACUCCACCGGUGACAACCAAGUCCAACCCGACAAAGACAAGGAUGUAUGGGUCGAAGAUUCUCCUGCAGAUGACCCUUCUAAUCCUAUGAGCAUUUAUUUCUCGUAUGAUCCUGAGUUUCGGAAGAAAGUUGAGACCCAAUUGCGACGAAAAAUCGAUACUCGUAUCCUUCCUCUGAUCGUCUUGAUCUAUCUCUUGAACUACUUGGAUCGCAACUCUAUCACCCAAGCCCGUCUUUAUGGUCUUCAAGAAGAUACUGGGGUUAAGGGUGCCGAAUACCAGACUGCCAUCUCAAUCUUCUCGGCCGGGUAUAUCCUGAUGCAGAUUCCUUCCACGUUGCUUAUGACAAGAUUUCGCCCUUCUAUCUUUUUGCCAACAUGCAUCAUUCUUUGGGCCAUUGUGAGUGGAUGUACGUCCGCCGUUCACAACACACCAGGACUGUUGAUUUUGAGAUUUUGCCUUGGUUUUGUCGAAGCCCCUUUCUUUCCCGGAGCAGUAUACUAUCUCAGCUGUUGGUAUACAAAACGGGAGAUCGGCGUGCGGAUGGCUCUUCUCAUUUGUGGUAUUCUACUCUCAAAUGCAUUCGCCGGUUUGAUUUCCGCUGGAAUACUGUCUGGCAUGGGUGGAGUUGGCAAUCUUGCUGCAUGGAGAUGGCUCUUUAUUCUUGAAGGCCUGGCAACGGUCAUUGUUGGAGUGAUUGCUUUAUUUAUUCUUCCAGACUUUCCUGGCACGACCAAGUGGCUGAAUGAGUCUGAAAAAGUGGUUGCUCAAUGUCGACUUGCAGUCGAUGCUGGAAGCGACACUGUUCUUGAUGCUGAGAAAGUUCCGAUAUCUCGUGGUCUAUCCUGGGCUGCAAAGGACAUCCGCACAUGGCUAUUUGCUUGUCUACAAAUGUGUACCACGGCUUCCAUUUCAUACUCUCACUUCUUUCCCACCCUGAUCAAGGAGCUUGGGUUCAAGAAUAACACCACUGUUCUACUCCUCACCUCGCCGCCCUACAUUUUCGCCUUCUUCUGGGCCAUGGGAUGGGCCUGGACGGCAGAUAAAUAUCAAAUCAGAUCUAUUCCCGCUGGUCUGUCGCAGUGUCUAGCGAUUGUCGGUACAGUUUUUUUGAUCGCCAUCACUAGCUCACUGUGGGCUCGCUAUGCCUUGACAAUUCUUGUUUGCUGCGGUACAUUCGGUGUUUACUCCACUACCUACGCCUGGCUUUCUUCCACGAUCACACAGCCUCCUAUUAAGCGAGCCGUCGCGAUUGGGCUUGCUAAUACUUGCGCCAACAUUGCUUCCCUGUUCGCCAACUACUUCUGGCUGGAUCAGUAUGAGCCAAUGUAUAGACAAUCUUGGGGAUGUCUUUUGGCAUUCCAGGUACUUGGGCUGUCUUGUAUACUGACCCUCCGUGUGUUGCUUCGCCAUGCCAAUAAGAAGUUGGAUCAAUUGGCUGUUGAAGCCGAGACUAAUGACACUUUGUUCAUGGGGCGUUUGGAUGAGGAUUCAAGAAAUGCGAUUCAGAAUAACUUCCGAUAUCUUGUUUAG
Messenger RNA from Penicillium nucicola, 1560 nucleotides. RefSeq lists its product as uncharacterized. NCBI's taxonomy places the organism in Eukaryota, Fungi, Ascomycota, Eurotiomycetes, Eurotiales, Aspergillaceae. Gene Ontology annotation, biological process: transmembrane transport. The record is from RefSeq and is a predicted model, not a curated record. The transcript is spliced from 2 exons. Gene Ontology annotation, molecular function: transmembrane transporter activity. The coding region runs from base 1 to 1560 and encodes 519 amino acids. Gene Ontology annotation, cellular component: membrane.